AUGGAGGGCCAGGGCGAGAAUGAGGAGCUUUACCCUAUCGCGGUGCUGAUCGACGAGCUGAAGCAUGACGAGGUGCUCCUGAGACUGAACGCAAUCCAUCGACUCUCCACAAUUGCCCUUGCUCUGGGUCCAGAGCGUACAAGGGAUGAACUUAUACCAUUCCUCGACGACUCCGUGGAGGAUGAAGAUGAAGUCCUUACAGCGCUAAGCGAGGAGCUCGGUAACUUUGUAGAAUAUGUCGGUGGGCCAGAAUAUGGCCACGUAUUACUGUCUCCAUUGGAAAAUCUGGCUGCGAUAGAAGAGCCGCUUGUGAGGGACAAGGCUGUCGAGUCUCUCAACAAAAUAUGUGACCAACUCUCCUCAACUCAGGUCGAAGAAUAUUUCAUCCCUCUUAUAGUUCGCCUAUCCAAAGCCGAUUGGUUCACUUCCAAAAUCUCAGCUACCGGACUGUACAACGUUCCUUACAAGAAAGCGUCUCCGAACCAGCAACAAGGCUUGCGAUCUCAAUUUGGGCAUCUUGUACAUGACGAAACACCUAUGGUUCGUCGACAAGCUGCUAACAAUCUUGCCAAAUUCGUGAAAGAAGUUACGGUAUCGAUCGUCAUUGAUGAAAUGAUCCCUCUUUUCCAACACCUUGCAGGUGAUGAUCAGGACAGUGUCCGCCUGUUGACCGUAGACAUAUUAAUCUCCAUAGCUGAAGAGAUACCCAAAGAACAGCAAUCAAGUCACGGAGUACUAUUGACUGCGUUGAGAAGUCUGUUCGAAGAUAAAAGCUGGAGAGUCAGGUAUAUGGUGGCAGAUCGAUUCGAAAGAAUUGCGAAAGCCGUUGAUGAGGAGGUCGUCAAUCGCGAUCUGGUGCCAGCAUUUGUCAAGCUACUCAAAGAUAGCGAGGCAGAAGUUCGAACGGCGAUUACAGGCCAAAUUCCAGGCUUCUGUGGUUUGUUGGAUCGAGAAACCCUCCUCAACGAGAUCAUGACCAGCAUCGAAGAUCUAGUCUCCGAUCCUUCUCAACAUGUUCGCGCAGCGCUGGGAACCCAGAUCAGUGGCUUGGCCCCAAUUCUGGGCAAAGACGAAACGAUUGCUCAUCUGCUACCGAUGUUCUUGCAAAUGCUCAAAGAUGAGUUCCCGGAUGUCCGUCUCCAUAUCAUCUCAAAGCUUGAACUCGUCAAUAACGUUAUCGGUAUCGACCUGCUAUCUCAGUCACUGCUUCCUGCUAUUGUACAAUUGGCGGAAGAUAAGCAGUGGCGUGUCCGACUCGCCAUCAUUGAAUACAUUCCUCUUCUAGCCAGUCAGUUAGGCGUCAAGUUCUUCGAUGAGCAGUUGAGUACUUUAUGCAUGAGCUGGCUUGGCGAUACCGUCUUCUCGAUCAGAGAGGCUGCGACACAGAACUUGAAGAAGCUUACAGAAGUCUUUGGUGUUCAAUGGGCGAAUGAAGCAAUUGUUCCCAAAGUUAUGGUGAUGGGUCAACAUCCAAACUAUCUGUACCGCAUGACAACUUGCUUUGCAAUAUCGACCUUAGCACCUGUCUUGACCAUGGACAUCAUCAAAGACUCAAUCCUUCCAAUGCUAGACAGACUCGUCGCCGACCCAAUACCUAAUAUCCGCUUCAACGUCGCCAAGUCAUACGCAGUCCUAAUCAGCACUCUUUCCCGCCUUCCAGCCGAAGGCAGCUUGACAGAUCUUGAGAAGUCAGGGAAGCCAUUCAACCCCUCACCAGAAGGCCAAGACUUGGUUCAGUCCCAAAUCAUGCCAAAUCUCCAAAAACUCCAGCAGGAUGAGGAUGUGGAUGUGAGGUACUUUGCCACUACGGCAGCAGGCAGCACGGGUGAGAGAAUGGAGACGUCGCCAUGA
This is a messenger RNA of Endocarpon pusillum Z07020, 1851 nucleotides long. Its product is annotated as Protein phosphatase PP2A regulatory subunit A. The transcript has 5 exons. Gene Ontology annotation, molecular function: protein phosphatase regulator activity. Gene Ontology annotation, cellular component: cytoplasm; protein phosphatase type 2A complex. The record is from RefSeq and is a predicted model, not a curated record. Bases 1 to 1851 code for a protein of 616 amino acids. Lineage: Eukaryota; Fungi; Ascomycota; Eurotiomycetes; Verrucariales; Verrucariaceae. Gene Ontology annotation, biological process: protein dephosphorylation.